AUGCCUUCAACUAAUGCUCGACCAUCAAGUAUACGUCCAUCGAGAAAUACGCAAAAUCGUGUAACGGCACAAAUUCUUCGAUCAGCAAGUGCACCUCAACGGCAAUUUAUCAUGAUUCUUACGAAUAAUCCUAUCUUGUUGCAAAAUACUCGUGCUUUUCAACCACCGGUUGCACAAUCAAGACAAGCUACGGUUCCAACUCAAAAUCAUGCAAAUCAUCAUCAUCAUCAUCAUCAGACUGUUAAUGUUCGUGAAGGAAUGCUUAAUGAUCUUCUACGAAUUGAAUUACGCGAAGCAGCUCGUGAUUAUCUUUCUAGAACUCGUCGAGAGUAUCCACUUCAUUAUGUAUUUGAUAUGUCUGAUAUUGAAAUACCACAACCACAUCCCUAA
Molecule: messenger RNA, 390 nt
Organism: Rotaria socialis
Lineage: Eukaryota; Metazoa; Rotifera; Eurotatoria; Philodinida; Philodinidae
Source: the annotation of a GenBank genome assembly